AUGAUCAACCUAGACAUUGCAAACCUGAACGAUGUGAAUUUAAUUUUAGAAAGGUUUGAGGCACACGACCGAUUUAUCGAAGCCAAAAUUGAGUUGUUCGAAGAAAUUGACAAAGCGCCCCACAGUUACAGCGGCAGUGUAGGAGCGGACUUAGCAGGAGACGGCAACAGCGGCAACAACGGAAACAACGGCAACAACGGAAACAGCGGCGACAGCGGCAACAACGGAAACAGCGGAAACAGCGGCAGCAGCAGCAAGGAGGUUACACCGUCAAGUAUAGAAAUAUCCACCUCAGUUGGGACAGCAGCAGACACGACGAGCACUACCCAUUGUAGCAGAAAACGGGGGGCACAGAAAACUCCGAUAAAGAAAAAAGUGCCAGAAUUGAUAAACACUAAGGAGAAGAAAAACAUCCUCACAGAUGUUAUCAACAUAUUAAAUUAUGUAUUCCCAGAUUAUGAGUUUAAAUUUUUAAAUAAGUCCAAUUUGAAGCAGAUAAAAAAUAUGGACACAGUUAUCGAUACCAUUAAUUAUAGUUUAUUCUACGUCAUUGAGAAUAUAUAUCGCGGUUUUAAUAAAAGGAUUUGGAAGAUUUUAAAAGAGCUCAUCGAUUUUAAAUAUUGUGAUGUGUACACCUACUUGAAUGACACAGACAAUGAUCCGUAUGUGGACAAAGAAAGCAUUUCAAGCUUUAAUUAUUUUUUUUUUGCGAAAAAGAAUAGAAGAAUUCUCUUCAUUUCGUGCAUUACUAAGCCGAAAUAUAAACACCAGAAUGAUGAAGACUUUAACAAUAUCUUUUUAGGCAUGCAAGAUGAGCCCUCCGUGAAUAAUCAAAAUGAAUAUGACGAGGAGGAUUCAUCGGGCUAG
Messenger RNA from Plasmodium inui San Antonio 1, 867 nucleotides. RefSeq lists its product as hypothetical. Gene Ontology annotation, cellular component: nucleus. The record is from RefSeq and is a predicted model, not a curated record. Bases 1 to 867 code for a protein of 288 amino acids. Gene Ontology annotation, molecular function: RNA polymerase III core binding. Gene Ontology annotation, biological process: negative regulation of transcription by RNA polymerase III. The transcript has a single exon. Lineage: Eukaryota; Apicomplexa; Aconoidasida; Haemosporida; Plasmodiidae.